Onthophagus taurus is the source of this 1276-nucleotide messenger RNA. RefSeq names its product Unc50 RNA binding protein (gene Unc50). Lineage: Eukaryota; Metazoa; Arthropoda; Insecta; Coleoptera; Scarabaeidae. The record is from RefSeq and is a predicted model, not a curated record. Gene Ontology annotation, cellular component: Golgi membrane.
UGUACGUCAAACCCCAUAGAGAUGAUGCAAAUAACGUCUUCUUCAAAUUGAAUAAUUUUUCUUGAUAUCUUCAAAACAUUAAUAUAAUGGCGUACAUGAAGAGUAGCAGCCCUUUGCCGCCCCCGGCGAAUCACCCGAAAGAUUGCAUGUCUGCGGCUACGAAAAGAUAUAAGUACCUACGAAGGAUGCUCAAAUUUGAUCAGAUGGACUUCGAAUUCGCAUUCUGGCAAAUGGUUUAUUUAUUUAUAGCGCCUCAAAAAGUAUAUAAAAAUUUUCAAUACAGGAAACAAACUAAAUCGCAGUUUGCCCGAGAUGAUCCUGCAUUUCUAGUCUUAUUUUCGUUUUGGUUAUUUGUUACCUCAAUUGCGUUCGCUUUAGUUUUAAAAUUACGAUUCUUCCAGUUUGUAUUUUUUAUGUUAUACGUUAUAUUUGUAGACUGCAUAGGUGCAGGAUUGGUGAUCGCUACGAUAUUUUGGUACAUUGCUAAUAAGUAUUUUAGAAACGGCGCCGAUCAAGAUGUCGAAUGGGGCUACACAUUUGAUGUGCAUUUAAAUGCAUUUUUUCCACCGCUAAUGAUCCUACAUUUUUGUCAGUUAUUUUUUUUCAAUGGUUUAAUAAGUCACGAAUGGUUCAUUUCAACGUUUAUUGGAAAUACAUUUUGGUUAAUAGCUUGUUGUUAUUAUAUUUAUAUAACAUUCUUAGGUUAUAGUUCCCUGCAGUUUUUACAGCGUACCCAAGUCAUUCUAUUAGCAAUGCCCAUUGUAUUGAUGAUAUUUGUCGUGUCGUUAGCAGCAGGACUUAAUAUGACGCAUAUGUUAAUGACCUUUUAUAAUCACCGUGUAAAUUCAUAAAUGAUUAUUAUCUUCGUUUCCUUAGAUCGAUUUUCUUUUGUAAUUAAUAGUUUUGUAUUUAUUUAAUGUCAAAUGUUCAUAUAUUUAUAAAUAAAAUAAAUAAUAGAUUUUUUUCUUUAAUUAUAUAUUAUUAUAUUUGUUUAAUGGAUAACAACUAUCAUUAACAUGGAUUUAUUUAUUUACAUCACGAAUUUGUUUAUUUAUUUGUUAAUUAUUGCGACGAUUUUGAUUAAAAAAAGAAAUACAAAACAUUAUGACGUGAUGAACAUUUAAUACAAGUAAUAACUCAACUAGGAAAACUUUGUUCGUAAAUAAUUAUGAUGAAUAAGUACAUUGAAAUUUAACGAUAAAAAAACUUGACGAAAUAGGAAACAAUAAAAAACGCGUAAAUGUUAAUCAUGGCUGUCUAAAAGUUUUGUUUUUUU